This is a messenger RNA of Lipotes vexillifer (Yangtze River dolphin), 729 nucleotides long. It is a transcript of the gene NPM2, whose product is annotated as nucleophosmin/nucleoplasmin 2. The transcript is spliced from 8 exons. Gene Ontology annotation, cellular component: nucleolus; cytoplasm; nucleoplasm. The record is from RefSeq and is a predicted model, not a curated record. Lineage: Eukaryota; Metazoa; Chordata; Mammalia; Artiodactyla; Lipotidae. Gene Ontology annotation, biological process: positive regulation of DNA replication; chromatin remodeling. The coding region runs from base 1 to 729 and encodes 242 amino acids. Gene Ontology annotation, molecular function: histone binding; RNA binding; chromatin binding.
AUGAAUCGCAGCCGUACUAGCAGCACCUCCGAAAAGGCGACACUGGCCUUGCUCUGGGGCUGUGAGCUGAGCCAGGAGAAGCCGACUUGGACCUUCAGACCCCAGAAGGUGGGGAAGCAGGACUGUAUGCUGCUGCUUAGUACGAUUUGCCUGGGGGAGAAAGCCAAAGAGGAGAUGAACCUCGUGGAGAUCCUGCCCCCAGCAAGCCAGGACGACAGAAAGAGGAAGCCCAUCACCCUGGCCUCUCUUCGGGCCUCCGUCCUCCCCAUGGUCGUCCUGGCGGGAUUGGAGCUUUCUCCUCCUGUCACAUUCCAGCUCCGGGCUGGCUCUGGACCCGUGUUCCUCUGUGGCCAGGAAUGUUAUGACCAAUCCUGGGAGGAGGAGGAGGAGGAGGAGGAAGGUGAUGACGACGAAGACACAGAUGUGUCCCUGGAGAAGGAGACCCCUGUCAAACCAGUCAAGAGGCUGGCGCCCCAGAAGCACACAAGCGUUGCCAAGAAAAAAAAGGUGGAAAAAGAGGAGGUGGCAGUGAGAUACCAUCCUAAAGACAGGAGCCCUGUGGGAAAGGCCAAAACCACACCCAGACCUAAAAAGCCAGGAUUUAAGAAAGUGCUGAGUCUGAAUGUGAUGGACGUGUUGGGGGUGACACAAGAGCUCCUCACCCCAACUCAACUCUCGGUUGCAGCAGGACCUGGAGGGAAGAGCCCCGACCUCUCAGACCCACAAUAA